AUGGUCACUGCCGACGAGAUUCUCGGCUCUCCAUGGAAUGCCGCCCCACUGGACGUGCUUCGCGCCACAGACGUCUCCGAAUCACAGGGUCUCUCUGAGGACGAAGUCCAUGCCCGUCGUGAGAAGCACGGCUGGAACUCGAUCCCGCCGCAACCAGGAAAGCCCCUGUGGAAGCUCGUGCUCGAGCAGUUUGAGGACCGACUCGUCAUCAUUUUGCUCCUCGCAGCCGUUGUGUCCUUUGUCCUCGCUUGCUUUGAGGACGGCGAAAACCAGCUCCAGGCCUUUUUCGAGCCCCUCGUCAUCCUCUUGAUCCUCAUUGCGAACGCGAUUGUCGGUGUCAUGCAGGAGAGAAAUGCGGAGAGCGCCAUUGAAGCUCUCAAGGAGUAUGAACCGGAAACUGCCAGCGUCCUAAGGGAAGGCGUCCAGAAAGUCGUCAAAGCCGCCGAGCUCGUACCGGGUGAUAUUGUCGAAGUUGCUGUCGGUGCCAAGGUUCCGGCUGAUAUGAGGAUUGUUAGCUUGCAGAGUUCGGUUCUCAUGGCUGACCAGAGUAUUGUCACUGGCGAGAGCCUCAGCGUGUCGAAGACGACCACCAAAAUCCCGGUCGAAGCGGGCGUCGCUGUCGUUCAGGAUAAGAAAUGUAUGUUGUUUAGUGGAAGUACCGUCAGUAGAGGUAAGUGUGUGUGUGUUGUCAUCAGCACUGGCACCGAUACUGAGAUUGGAAAAAUCCAUGCCGAUAUCGCAGAGGAAGAGGAGUCUCCCACCCCACUCAAGAUUAAGCUGGAUGAGUUUAGCGAGUUUCUGUCGAAGGUAAUCUUGAUUAUUUGCAUUCUCGUAUGGCUGGUCAACAUAGGCAAUUUCAGGUCGCACGGUGGUUUAUUCAACGGCGCUAUCUACUACUUCAAGAUUGCAGUUGCCUUGGCUGUCGCUGCGAUUCCAGAGGGGUUACCCGCUGUUGUCACUACAUGCCUCGCCCUGGGUACUAAAUCAAUGGCAAAGAAGAACGCUAUUGUUCGGCACUUGCCCUCAGUGGAAACCCUUGGUUGCACGACGGUUAUUUGUUCCGACAAGACGGGAACCUUGACGACUAACAUGAUGAGUGUGCAACGCGUUAUGGUUGUCAACAAGAUGGACGCCGAAGGUUAUGCAACCAUACAAGAGGUGGAGGUGUCCGGCGGCACCCUUGAGCCAGAGGGUGAAUUCCGAAAUGCAGGGUCUCCCGACACGUUUUCGAACCCGGCCAACUCGAACAAGCUCAUUGCGGAGAUGGCUGAAAUCUCCACCGUUUGUAACGAUUCAUCUUUGACUUACGAUGAGCAGAACAAGCAUUUUGACCGUAUUGGCGAAGGAACUGAAGUUGCCCUGACGGUGUUUGCGGAGAAGACUGGUGUACCGGAUGCCGAUGUGUGCGAAGCUCGCGUUACCGCUGCUCCUGCCGAAAAGGCAACAAUGUGUCGCAAGUUUUGGCUUAGCAAGCUGAACAAGCUUACCACGUUCGAGUUUGCGCGGGAUAGGAAGAGUAUGUCUGUACUUGUGGCGCCGAAAGAUGACCCAUCAUCGACGCGGUUGUUGGUUAAGGGUGCACCGGAGUCUGUGCUGGAGAGGUGCAAAUACGUCCGCCUUGACGAUGGACAAACUGCGGAAAUUACAUCUCCUAUUCGCGAGCAGUUGGAGUCUGUUGUGUUGAAGUGGAGCUCCGGCUCCAGUGCACUUCGUUGCCUGGCAGUGGCGGUGCGCGACGGUGCCCCGGGACUCGGAGAUUACGAUCUUACGGACACGACGCGUUUUGCUGAGUAUGAGAGUGACCUGACGUUUGUUGGCAUCCUCGGUAUGCUGGAUCCGCCUCGUGCGGAGGUGAAAGAUGCGAUAUCGAGGUGUCGAGAUGCUGGUAUUCGAGUAAUUGUCAUCACUGGGGACAACAAGGCGACUGCCGAGGCCAUUUGCCGUCGAAUUGGUGUGUUUGACGAAGAGGAAGAUUUGGAAGGCAAGUCAUUCACUGGCACAGAAUUUGAUGCCCUUUCAAAUACAGAACAAGAAGUGGCAGUGAAGAAUGCAUCACUGUUUGCUCGUGUCGAACCGCAGCACAAACAACGGCUCGUGGACUUCUUGCGAGCUGGACGUGAGGUUGUUGCCAUGUCAGGAGACGGUGUGAACGACGCACCUGCGCUCAAGAAGGCGGAUAUUGGAAUCGCGAUGGGAUCUGGAACUGCAGUGGCCAAGGAGGUUUCGUCCAUGGUUCUCGCCGAUGACAACUUCGCCACCAUUGUUGCAGCAGUUGAGGAAGGGCGAUCGAUUUACGCAAACAUGAAGCAGUUUAUUCGUUAUUUGAUUAGCUCGAACAUUGGUGAGGUGUGGUGUAUUUUCUUGACUGCCCUGCUCGGGAUGCCUGAAGCCUUGAUUCCCGUGCAGCUGCUCUGGGUGAAUUUGGUCACAGAUGGACUCCCUGCAACCGCGUUGAGCUUUAACAAAGCCGAUGCGGACAUUAUGACUCAGAAACCCCGAGGUUUGGAAGACAGUAUUAUCGAUACGUGGAUGUUCUUCCGCUACAUGGCCAUCGGAACUUACGUUGGAGUUGGGACCGUAGGCGGGUUUGCAUGGUGGUAUCUGUUUUACGAGUCAGGGCCGCAGAUGUCUUGGCAUGAUCUUGUUCACUUCAACACUUGUACCGAAGUGGCUGGUCGUGGCUGGUCUUGUGAUGUCUUCCAAGCACGAAACGCAAGCACAAUAGCAUUGACCAUUCUGGUUCUUAUUGAGAUGCUGAAUGCUUUCAACAGUAUUUCUGAAAACCAGAGUUUGCUGACGAUGCCUCCAACGACAAAUCCGCUUCUCAUCAUCGCAUGCAUGAUGAGCUUGGCGUUGCAUUUUGUGAUUUUGUAUGUACCAUUCUUUGCCAAGAUUUUCUCUGUAGUGCCUCUGAGCUCAGCAGAAUGGACUGCGGUUAUUGCCAUGAGCGUUCCUGUAAUAUUUUUGGAUGAGGUACUUAAGCUAGUCUCGAGAAGAGUUGCAAGUAAUGAGAAGAAGAGACAGUGAGGUGGUUCUUGUAUAUGUGGUGAAGGGUGCUCUACUUCAAUGUCUAGAAUUUGUGUCUCUAGAGGAGCGAUUUUUUGUAAAGCAACUGACUUUCUUUUUGACAA
Chondrus crispus (carragheen) is the source of this 3131-nucleotide messenger RNA. RefSeq names its product calcium-transporting ATPase, endoplasimc reticulum type. Gene Ontology annotation, biological process: intracellular calcium ion homeostasis; calcium ion transmembrane transport. Gene Ontology annotation, cellular component: membrane. Lineage: Eukaryota; Rhodophyta; Florideophyceae; Gigartinales; Gigartinaceae. The transcript is spliced from 2 exons. Bases 1 to 3027 code for a protein of 1008 amino acids. Gene Ontology annotation, molecular function: P-type calcium transporter activity; ATP binding; ATP hydrolysis activity. The record is from RefSeq and is a predicted model, not a curated record.